Tigriopus californicus is the source of this 1385-nucleotide messenger RNA. RefSeq lists its product as uncharacterized. The transcript has 5 exons. The record is from RefSeq and is a predicted model, not a curated record. Lineage: Eukaryota; Metazoa; Arthropoda; Copepoda; Harpacticoida; Harpacticidae. Bases 115 to 1179 code for a protein of 354 amino acids.
CAGAUCCACCAGCUAGGACCAGAGAGACAGAGCAGUCGGUUUUGAGGUGGCUAUGGGAACACGUUACUCUCUCAGUAUGGGACUGGUGUGAUCAAUUGAUCCUGGAACAACACCAUGGGAAUGAUUCAUUGGGUCCUAUUCUUGUUUGCUUUUCUCGUCACCCUGCUGGAUCAUCUGGUUAGUCCCACAACCAACCUUUGUUCCUCCCAAGGUCUCUGUUGCAAACACAGGGACAGUGGAUGUGUGAUUCAGAACAUAUUUGCUAAUCACUCGGUGGAUACCAGCUCACUUCCUUGCUACUGUGACCAUGCCUGUCUUCGUUUGGACGAUUGUUGUCCGGAUUAUCGGGAUUUCUGUUCAGUGAAGGACUGUGUAUUGUCCGAAUGGGGCCCUUGGACUCAGUGCCCAUUCGAGACCAUAGACAAUGAUCUGGCCUCCUCGUCCUAUGAGGCCAUUCAAGACGGCUGCAAUUACACGACAAAACAAGGCCGUCACGUCGGGUUCUCCGAGCGCCAUCGGGUGGUUUUACAUCAGGCCAUGAAUGGAGGACGGAAAUGUCCCAGUCUGGUUCAAAGGAAGCUCUGUCCCAAUCCGAAGAGGAAUUGCCGGCCCACGAUUAAUGACGCGAAUCCAGGUUCAUCCGUCGAAGAUAUGGGACGUGCUCGAUUGGCUCCAAAUGAGAAUGUCGCCGUUGAAGCCCUGGCUGACCACCAAGUUGAGCACCCAUUGACAUUUGUGAAAUUCCACUCGCCGACAACUAUGAUGAACGAUGCUGUCUCUUCCUACCCUGAUGAGGAACUCCGGGGUGGUCAUGGUCAAUCGUCAUCUCAAACUCUGGAUGAAUCUGCUGAACAAACGUUCUCUUGUCUGGAAAUGGUCAUCAUCCGAGCUUCGCAUGGAUGCCAAGGACACGACAAACGGCUUCACAUUGGCACGAGGAUAUGCAUUCAGUGUCCCACGAAGAUCGCCCAAAGGGCUCCCGCGACCUCCACCGUGGAGAAAAACGGGUUCAUGUGCCCCAAUUCCACGUCUUCCAUGGACGACCAACUCAUCGGUCUCAUCCAGAAAUUCAGGAUUGAUGAGCAUUGCUUCGGGAAACUCACUUAUUUGGCCAUUCGGGACUCCCGCGAAGAGGAUUGUCCUUGCGAGGACGGCCUUCAAUUUCGGGUCAUCGCUUGAACCUUAAGCACGAGAGAGGAGGGCCUUCUUUCUCCCGACAUCUCUGAAAUGUACUCGUACCGUGCAAUUUUACAGAUAUAUAUUGCGUAAUACGUAUUUAAGUUCGAAAGUCUCAGUGUGUCAACUAGAUUGUUUCUGGUACCAUAAAAUCAUGUUUCAGGACAUUGCCGUGUUUUGUGAAAUACAAUUUCUUUAAAAAAACUCAA